Messenger RNA from Fopius arisanus, 2502 nucleotides. RefSeq lists its product as uncharacterized. The record is from RefSeq and is a predicted model, not a curated record. Gene Ontology annotation, molecular function: DNA binding. The transcript is spliced from 9 exons. Lineage: Eukaryota; Metazoa; Arthropoda; Insecta; Hymenoptera; Braconidae. Bases 221 to 1462 code for a protein of 413 amino acids.
AUUAAGCCAGUAAGUUUACCAUUAUUUCGUCUUAAUCUGUGGUUGAUCAAAUGUAUAUUGACUAUGGUGGUGCUUCCGCCAUGUUUGUUCUUAAAUGGUCUAUUCACUGUGUGAUUACAACGUGACAGAACGUGUUUAUGUCUCUAGAAUUACCAUUACGUAUAUUGUAGCAUUUACGUAACUUGCUAGUUAUUCAGCCUCAUUAGAGGAAUUUUCCAAAAUGCCGAAGCUUUUUGCCAUGAUAAAAUGGAUCGGAGGGGAGGAUGAUGGAAAGAUCUCUGUGGGUGUGCCAACUGAUUGGAUCAUGAAUUUCAACUUUGAAGAGUUUUUGUCAGAAAAUUUCGACCCCGAUUUAUCGUAUGUUAUUGAAUCGCGACAACCGGUGAAGAAACCAGCAGGAGGUUGGCCCAAAUUCGAUGGCUUGAUACUGGAUGUAGCGUCUACUGUUCUACAAUUGGAACGCAAAAGUGUCAAUUAUGUUUACCCAAAAUCUUCUCGAAUAAUAACUUCAACAAAAGAAAUUGGAUCACAAUCUAACAUCAACAGAUCCACUCAGCCUUCCGGAUCAACAAAGAAGCGACCCUCUGAUGGACCCAUAAGUCCUGCUCAAGUCAAGAUAUACAAAAAAACUUCAAGAAUUUAUGACACAUCGAGUGAUUCUGAGCAGUCUGCCGAAGACGCUCUGCAUGAUGAUCAACGUACUCCUCUACGAACCCUCAACCCCCCGGCCCCAGUCCAACUGCUGAACAUACCCAGAAGAAGAGAAGAAGUGGUUCAGAUCAAUCAUGAUGACGAUAUACGUGAAAAUGCGAAUGAUGCCUCAGCAGAUGGAAAUCGAGGCACAGAGAGGGGAGAUGCAGCAGCUGGAGGUGACGUCAAUGAAGAAGUCUUGCAAAUUAACAACCAGCCUCCAGCAAAUCCACAGGCCGAGAACAGAAGAAGGGGCAGAGAAUCUCCAAUUCGCAAUGCUGCUAGACUCGAUGAUAUCAACCCGGAGGAUUUCCGCAAUCUUGCCAAUUUACUCCAGCAAAACAUUAGGAAUCAUGAGCAACAGGACCGUGAGGAUGAGGAUGCAAAUUUGGUGGAAGUUGGAUUCAGGGGAAGUGGAGUGACGUUGUCAAAAUUACAAUGGAAUGCAGCCAUAGAGCAAAGAACCUUUACGGCUAUGGCGAUAACUCUGGUCAUGUCACUGUUCGAACGCGAUGUUUUACUGAAGAGCAACGUGAAGGGGGGUAAGAAUAAGAUCAGAAAACCUGCAGAGAAUGUUCCCAGACAUCAAGCAUUAGAUCCUCAUAUCCUCCAGGCAAUUACAGAAGCUGUGAGAAAAAAAUUCCCCAACUCCUUUAAGAGAGUCGAUAUGCAUAGAGCAAUAAAUGUGAAAUUGAAUACUCUCAGACGAGAGGUCCGACUCCAUGCUGAAGCUGCUGCUGCUGGUGCCACUUUUGCUAGAGCCGCAGUUUAAAUGGUCGACAGUCGCUGCCCAUCGAGUUUCAACGAGAAGAAAAAUAUCUAAAAUCUUGUAGACGUUUCUGCUGUUAUUUUCUAUUUUGUAUGCCAGAGCACAUCGAAGUUCAUUAGAUAUUUUUUUCGUAUUGGUGGAUUAUGCUGAGAAUGGGUUUUCGUCUUCCACUCCAUGAUAUUUAUGUUCACUCUGAGAGGUUUUUAUUCUAUUUCGGAAGUUCAUUCACGACAGAUACGUUUCAAAUCAGCAUUGAUGAAAUAUGCAAGUCAUCCCCAAUUUAGUAACUGCUUUGUUUUGCUCAUUCUCUCUCCUAUGGGACCAUGUUUUUCAUAAAGAAGAUUUAAGAUCUUUUUCAGAUUGGAUUUGCUAAAUACGAUUGGUUGGGCAUUUUUUCCAACGUAUUUUAUUUACGACGGGGUGGAGAAAUGAUACUCGUUUCUAUUUUGAGGGCAUUUAGUUGACAGAGUGGUUGAGAAAUUUCGUAGAAAUGUUUUUCUGUUCAGUUAAUUUUAUAUAUGAUUUAAUAUCGAUAUACAGCUAUCGACUCAUUUUUAGUUCUGAGUUUAUUUGGCCAAUUAUGUUAUUUUUUUUAAAUCUAAUUUAAUUUAAUUUGAUGAUUCUGAAUAGAUGCUACAAUGCCGAGAAUGUUCAGAUUAUCUCAUACUGACUGAGUUGAGACGUAAGAGUUCUUUUUUUAGUUUAUCAUACGAACAGAGCUCAAUCAGACAUAAUAGUGUAUAAUGAAUAAAUAAAUAAUUUUCUCACGAGUCUUUAUGAAGCGUUAUUUAAGUAGCAGCAGUAAAAACUUAUAGAUGCAAUAUAUAUUUAGACUGGAAUGCAUGACUCGCUUCGUAUAUAUUUAUCGAUAAACAUAUAUAUCGCAUAUAUCUGAAAGCUAUUUAACAUAUUCUUCCCAUAUAUAAUAAAUCCAUCACAAUUAUAGCAAAAAGUAUAUAAAGGGGGCCUAUAAGUGCCAUAUAUGUGAAACUCGUGUUAUUUUAUGAGCGAAGUUUAACCGACAUAUAAUUAGGAAAAUUCUA